AUGUCGCACCUCUGCAAAGGCCCGAUCUGGUUUGCGGACGAUUUAUCCCUUUGCUUCCAAGAAAGAUACCUGUCUCUGGUCUUUCCGUUGGUCUCUUGCGGCGUGUCGCUACUGGUUAUAAUUGGCCAUCUUGUUUGCAAUGGGGCGUUUUUACGCCGGAAUAAAGGCUACAAGCCGCUGCCCCAUGAGGUAUCUCGAAAUGGCGAGUUUGAGGCAGAAAGCGAGGAAGCGCCGGAAGAGGAUGAUGAUGAAGAAAGCGAUUUGAUGCUCCACAAGGCCAUCAGCAAGACGACAGAAGCAGCGCUGGAAACGGAUACUCCUCGCGGCAGAUGGCUGUGGUUAAUAAUAGAAAUGCUUGCAGUGGCCGCGCAGGUUGGCGUCAAUGCAGGUGCUGUGGCAUCUCUCUCGACGCAUGGCAAACCCACCCUUCCGCCGAUCGCUCGCCUUUCAGCCUGGGUAUAUAUUUUGAUUCUCGUAGCAACGAGGGUUUUUCUCUCCAUACGUGAACGCCCCUCCAGCCUCAAGGUCUGGAAUCAUACAACCACACUCUACGGGCUUCAAUGGCUGUUUAUUAUCUUCAUAUUUCGAUCUAUUCUCAUUCACCCGGACCGGCACCCUGAUAGAUUGUGUGUGGCCGUCGAUUUCGGGCUCUCCUCCUUUCUCUUUUUACUAGCGACCACUACAAGGAAAGGCAACAAAACGGUGCUGGUUCAGCAUGAGGAGGAUUUGGUACCGCCUAAAGAUCAAUUCGCGAGUAUUCUUUCUCUCCUUAGCUUUUCCUGGAUGGAUUCGAUGAUUUGGCAGGGGUACAAUAAAUCCAUGGAAAUGUCAGACGUUUGGAAUUUAAAGCCAAGCUAUCAAGCGGCUGCAGUGAUCAUGAGUUUCCGACGAGCAAAAAGCACGUCGAAGCUAGCAUGGAGAUUAUUUCGCUUCUUUGACCGUACACUCUUGAUUCAAGGAAUCUGGACCAUAUUCGCAGGGUUGUUCACAUUUUUGCCAACAUGGCUACUCAAACUUAUACUUGAGUACGUCGAGGAUCCUGAAGGGACGCCCCGCAACGCCGCUUGGUUCUACGUGAUGCUCAUGUUUGUUUGUGGACUUAUACAAGCUGUCGGCGAUGGCCAAUCGCUGUGGCUGGGACGAGAGCUUAGUGUCAAGUUUCGAGCGAUCAUCAUCGGCGAACUAUAUGCCAAAGCUUUGAGAAGGAAAGCUGGCGCAGCUGUCUCCGGCCUCGCGGACGAGGAAGAAGAAAGCGAGCAGAAGAAAAAAUCAAAAGCUUCCAAGAAGAAAAAUAAGAAAAACACUCAGGAAGACGAGACGGAAACCGACGCGGAUGGGGACUCCGAACUCUCUGCGAACAUUGGUAAAAUUAUCAAUCUCAUGGCUAUCGAUUCGUUCAAAGUCAGCGAGAUCUGUGCCUACCUCCACUAUCUCUGGGCAAGCGUACCGGUCCAGAUCAUCGUCGCGAUUAUAUUACUAUACAAGAUUAUUGGCUUCAGUUCCUUUGCUGGUAUAAUUCUGAUGCUCCUCAUAGCUCCAUUCAAUAUGUUUAUUGCAUCUCAAUUCCGACAUGUGCAAAACAGUAUUCUGGCUGCAACUGACUCCAGAAUUCAUGCCACUAAUGAGGCAUUGCAGAACAUUCGUAUCAUCAAAUACUUUGCGUGGGAGCAACGAUUCGAGGAAAUUAUAAAUGAGAAGAGAAAAGUGGAACUCAAAUAUUUACGCCGACGCUAUGUUCUCUGGUCCGUUGCUGCUACAGUUUGGUACGGGACACCAUUUAUCAUCACCUUUGCCACUUUCUUUAUCUAUACAGUUGUGGAAGGCAAGAAGUUGGUGCCGUCAAUUGCUUUCCCAGCAUUAUCGAUGUUUUCUCUACUCCGAGUUCCUCUGGACCGACUGGCAGACAUGGCCGCCCAUAUACUUGAAUCCAAGGUUUCUAUUGACCGGGUUGAAGAGUUCUUGAAUGAGGAAGAAACGGAGAAAUAUAACCAGUUGCGCAAUUCCAGCUAUGAGGAACCUAAAAUCGCACUUGAGAAAGCGACCCUCACGUGGGGUUCGAAGACCACGGAUAAGUCGCAGAGCAGUGAGGUUCACCGGGAAGCGUUCCGUCUUAUUGAUGUUGAUGUUACGUUUCGACUUGGAAGGCUUAAUGUCAUUGCUGGCCCAACUGGCUCUGGCAAGACCUCCAUGUUGAUGGCAUUGUUAGGUGAAAUGAGACUUGUUGCGGGAGCAGUACAUCUGCCCGGUGGGACAAGUGAUAGAGCUGAUCUACAAAUUGACCCAGCAACUGGUUAUACUGAGAGUGUGGCAUAUUGUGCUCAAGAAGCUUGGCUUGUCAAUGCCACUAUUCAGGACAAUAUUUUGUUCGCAUUGCCCUACGACCAUGGCAGAUAUAACGCCGUGAUUGAGGCGUGUGGUUUAGAAAGAGAUCUUGAAAUUCUUGAUGCUGGAGAUGAAACCCUUGUUGGUGAGAAAGGAAUCAGUCUUUCGGGUGGCCAAAAGCAACGGAUCUCCCUUGCACGGGCUAUAUAUAGUAAUGCCCGGCAUCUCCUCCUCGAUGAUUGCCUUAGCGCUGUGGAUUCUCACACUGCCAAACAUAUAUUCCAACAAGCUCUGAUGGGACCGCUAAUGAUGGGACGUACUUGCAUCCUCGUCACCCACAACGUUUCUCUCGUAAUGCAACGAUGUGAUUACAUGGUGGUUCUUGAUAAUGGCCGAGUUACUGCCCAAGGCUCGCCUCAGGACGUCGCCUCUUCCGGUGCCCUUGGUGCGGAGCUUCAAUCGCGACCCUCAUCGGCAAUUCCUUCCCGAGGAGAUUCACAAAGUGAUUCACCUGCUGAAGAAAUCAACAUUGAGCAACUUGAGGAUGGAAACAAUUCCUCGAGUAAACCAAACAACCAAAAUGCAACAAAUGGCACAGUAAAGAAGCAAAAGAAAAAGUCUGGCUCUGGAGCAAUUACAGAGGAGGAGAAAGUGACUGGCAGCGUCCCAAUGUCAACUAUAGUUAUGUAUCUGCGGGCCAUGGGUCCAUGGUAUUUCUGGACCAUUGCCCUACUAGUCUUUUCACUUCAACAACUCGGAUCCCUUGCCCCCAAUAUCUGGAUUAGGAGUUGGGCAAAUGCUUACCAAAAUACCACCGACAAAGGCAGCGCAGCAGGCUUUACAAACCUUCAUGUUACCAGCCUUAGCAGUGGUAACAUCCCACGGCCAUAUUGGUGGCCUUCGCACAUUAAGAAGCUUAUCAGCAGCUCCUCUGGCGACGAUAAGGUCAACAUCAGCUACUACCUCACUGUCUACGCGCUCUUGGCUUUUGGCUACAUCAUUAUAUCCUUCUUCAGAGAACUAGUGCUCUUCUGGGGUUCUCUACAUGCUUCUUGGAAAAUUCACGGGUGGUUGCUACGUGCAGUUGCUCAUGCGAAGUUUAAGUUCUUCGAUUCGACUCCAUUGGGUCGCAUAAUGAACAGAUUCUCCAAGGAUAUUGAGGCAGUCGACCAAGAAGUUGCCCCCACUGCCAUUGGCAUGCUUCAUUGCAUGGCGUCGGUUCUUAUGAUUGUUAUUUUGAUAUCCAUCAUUACUCCUGGCUUCUUAAUCGCCGGCGCAUUUAUUACAUUAUUAUACUGUGGUCUUGGAGCCCUCUAUCUCAAUUCUUCUCGGGAUUUAAAAAGACUCGAAUCGGUGCAGCGUAGCCCGCUGUACCAACAAUUUGGGGAGACAUUGAAUGGCGUCGUCACUAUCAGAGCUUACGGUGAUGGUGCGCGAUUCAUCCUGGAUAACCAUCGCCUAAUUAACACAUAUAACCGGCCAUAUCUCUAUCUAUGGGCUAGUAAUCGCUGGCUGGCUUUCCGAGUCGAUAUUACUGGUGCCCUGGUGUCAUUCUUUUCUGCUGCUUUUAUUCUUCUCAACGUUGGCCGAAUUGACGCCGGUGCUGCUGGUUUGUCAUUGACGUACGCUGUUACUUUCACUGAAAACAUUCUGUGGUUAGUCCGGCUGUACUCCGAGAAUCAGCAAAACAUGAACUCGGUUGAGCGAAUUGAAGAAUACCUUAAGGUUGAGCAAGAAGCACGUGCUAUCGUUCCUGAGAAUAGACCUCCAGGUAAUUGGCCAAGCCAAGGCGCUGUCAGGUUUGUUGAAUAUUCCACCCGGUACCGCUCUGGCCUCGAUUUAGUCUUGAAGAAGAUUAGCUUUUCAGUUCAACCCGGCGAAAGAGUCGGGAUUGUUGGCAGAACCGGUGCUGGUAAAAGCUCGCUAGCCCUUGCUCUGUUCCGUGGCCUUGAAGCGGAAAAUGGGAAGAUCAUCAUUGACGACGUGGACAUUGGCCUAAUUGGCCUACGAGAUCUUCGAGAGGCCAUCACCAUCGUCCCCCAGGAUCCAACCCUUUUCACUGGCACAAUUCGAAGCAAUCUAGACCCCUUUGGGCUCUUCACGGAUGAGGAAAUAUUCACAGCCCUCCGAAGAGUCCAUCUGAUAGGUCCCGCGACAUCUACCCAACAAUCUGAUACCGAAUCUAUUUUACAGCAAAAUCGUCCCGCGAUAUCAUUACUAGAUAAUGAGCCAAGUGGCUCUGAAACCGAUUUCUCUUCCCUUGCUCGUUUCCGUGAAAACAAAAACAUCUUUUUGAGUCUCUCCUCUCCAAUAUCAGAAUCCGGCUCAAACCUAUCCCAAGGCCAGCGCCAGCUCCUCUGCCUCGCCCGUGCACUGCUCAAGUCGCCCAAAGUGCUCAUGAUGGACGAAGCCACCGCAUCGAUCGACUACGCAACAGACGCCAAAAUCCAAGACACACUUCGAGAACUGAAAGGCAACACGAUCAUCACCAUCGCGCAUCGCCUGCAGACAAUCAUCGACUACGACAAGGUUCUGGUCCUGGACCACGGCGAAGUUAUCGAAUUCGAUGGGCCGUGGCAGCUGCUGAAUAAAACCGACGGCGUGUUUAGGAGUAUGUGUGAAAACAGCGGGAAUAUGGAUUCGCUAAUGGACGGUGCUAAAAAGGCUUGGGAGCAGAAGAGGUUGGUUGAUGAUUCAUAA
Ophidiomyces ophidiicola is the source of this 5022-nucleotide messenger RNA. It is a transcript of the gene YBT1, whose product is annotated as Transporter of the ATP-binding cassette (ABC). The record is from RefSeq and is a predicted model, not a curated record. The transcript is spliced from 2 exons. Bases 1 to 5022 code for a protein of 1673 amino acids. Lineage: Eukaryota; Fungi; Ascomycota; Eurotiomycetes; Onygenales; Onygenaceae. Gene Ontology annotation, molecular function: ABC-type peptide transporter activity; ATP hydrolysis activity; ATP binding. Gene Ontology annotation, biological process: transmembrane transport. Gene Ontology annotation, cellular component: fungal-type vacuole membrane; fungal-type vacuole.